Molecule: messenger RNA, 564 nt
Organism: Besnoitia besnoiti
Lineage: Eukaryota; Apicomplexa; Conoidasida; Eucoccidiorida; Sarcocystidae
Exons: 2
Coding region: 1-564 (187 amino acids)
Source: RefSeq, a predicted model, not a curated record
AUGGCACGCGCGGUACAAAAAACUCGCGACGCGGCAGGUGCACAGACACCCGGCUACGCGGAUCUCGUCGACCACAGUUUGAAGGCAACCUCGAUGGAUCACGGCAUGCAGUACAGCUCGAUUUACUGGGAAACCAGCCACAGAACCUACUUGCCUUUCUGGGCCUCUAUGACUCAGAAAUUCUCCUGGAAAGUCAUGGACGAUCAGAUCCGCUCCGCGCUAAACUUGCCCAAGCCAGUGACCACCGAGCCCUUCGUUUUCUCCUCUGGGUCGCCCUACCUGCGCAAGUACUACGGCGAUGCAGACAUUUCUGUGCCGGUGCCGCUCAAGGCGCCCGCGCACUUUGCCUUCGUGCCCACGGGCACGCGCAUGCCCUGGGAAGAGCCCGCGCAGGCGCUCGGCGCGCAGGCGGCGGCUGCGCGCGGCGCAGCGGCGACGGCCUUCCGCGCGGUGCUUGAGAGCGCCUGGAAGUGCGACAUCGACCAGCAGCUCUCGCAGAAGAUGCGCACCCUAGCGGCGAGCCCGCUUCCCAACGCCUGCGAGGCCGCCAGUCCCAUCAGCUGA